Messenger RNA from Penaeus chinensis, 4657 nucleotides. RefSeq names its product PH and SEC7 domain-containing protein-like (gene Efa6). Gene Ontology annotation, molecular function: phospholipid binding; guanyl-nucleotide exchange factor activity; protein binding. Gene Ontology annotation, biological process: regulation of ARF protein signal transduction. The transcript is spliced from 12 exons. The record is from RefSeq and is a predicted model, not a curated record. Lineage: Eukaryota; Metazoa; Arthropoda; Malacostraca; Decapoda; Penaeidae. Bases 205 to 3411 code for a protein of 1068 amino acids.
GAUUUCUAAACCAAGUAUUGUGUCAAAUGGAAAUGCAUACAGUCUUAUUUUUCGCUCAGAAUGUGUAUACUGUUCUUUAGUAUUAGCUUAAUGCGCUAACUCUGUAUUGCAUAUUCGCUUGAAGUCAAACUUGACAGGAGAGUGAUAAGUCAGCCACCAAGGAGAGUAGAGAGCAGACGAAGACCCAGAGAGGCCGAUGGAAAGAUGGCCGACUCGAUGAAAUAUGUGAAGCUGAAGCGGAGUGAAACGUGUGGCUUUGGGUUCUCUAUCCUCGGAGGAGCCGGCUCGGAACUCCCACCGAUCAUAUAUGACAUCAUUGAGGGCUCUCCGGCUGCUAAUUCUUGCCAGUUAGCCCCAGGUGACAUCAUAUGGGAGGUGAAUGGUCAAGAAGUGAUCACAUUCACCACAAAAGAAGUCCUUAAUUGCCUGCGUUUAUCGGCUUCAGAAGUGACGCUAAAAUUAAAAACUGCAGAUGCAGGGAUUCAGCAGCGAGUGCAGCAGUACUUGGCUACUCCAAACAACUCUGAUGUGUUGCGAACUGCCAUAACCCGAGAUGAUUUGCAAGGGGUAAGACACAUCAAGGCCAAGAAAUCAUCGAGCCGAACACCGCCAGAGCAAUCAUCAUCCACACCUCCAUCUCUCCCCAGCCCUACGCUUUCAGAUGCCUCAGACCGUGCGACCAUCAGCCAUGGCUCAAACCACACGGCGUCUGAGAAUGGUAUACACGUGAAAGAUAGAACUACAACGGAAAAUGAGCGCAACAAGCAGAAGCCCAAAAAUGAAGCAUACUUGAUGACAGGUGAUCUGAUCUUGAAUCUCUCACGGACUUCCCACGAUCCCAGUUGGCUUCCGCAGCAGAGAACUGUUGAUGAUUUAAGAAAGUCAGGUAGCUGUAGUGUCCCUACGAGUCCUAAUGAAAUAUACUUAGGUGGUGGCAGGCUAGCCAAGCAUGAAGUGGGAAGUCCGCAGAGUUUGUGUUCGCCGGUCUCAGCUGACAGUAAUCCUAGCGGUGUGCAAUUUACUUAUCCCCCAACUAGCACGGCAGUGAGAAUAUCCAAGUCUGAGGACCAUUUACAGUAUCAGAAGGAUAAUAUGUGUGCUGUUAACAUAGAGCUUGAUGAUGAUGUUACGUCUUCACUAAACACGCUGCUAGAUACCCGUGAUGACCCCAGUAAUUCCCCUGUCCCCAGUGAGGAGUGUGAUCAUCGCAUUGUGUGGACAUUCAAUGCCCCAACUUCCCCAGGUAGUGUUCAUUCAAGUCAUGACUCUGAUAGCCCAUUGAUUCGGUCACCCUCCCCUACUUCCCCCCAGUCUCCCACCUCCUCCAUGCAGUACUCAUGUAGUGGAGUGUACGAUAAAAUGUGUAGUGGCCGGGAUUCCUUAGGCAGCUCUAACCGAUCAGAGAAUGUGUGCUCUAAUAGCUCUAGCCUAACUAGUCCGGACACUGAUGUGCCUGAUGAACUUGAGUGGGACGAUACAACGCCAACAUUACAAAUCCCUUCUGCUCAUGCCAACGGUUUUGGUGCCAAAGAUUUACUUCCUAAUGGACAUAAUAUGGGGGGUGUAAUGACAACUGAAAGUAGAAGUCUAGUCACUGAUAAAGCCAAAGUAAGGAAACAGGAUGAAAAUCGCAUUGUGAUACGAGUGGAAGGCCCUGACAUGAACAGCUCAAGAAGAAGACCAACGCAGUUAAGCCGAGGCGAUGAGCAGAUACAUCAUGACCCACAGGACAGUUAUGAUGCAUCGUGUGACCCCGACCUGACCCCAACUAACACAAGGCCUCCCACACCUGGGUCAGGCACUCUGUCCCCAGAUACCCUUGCCUACCAGGAGUUGCGUGAAUCUGAGGAUGAAAUUACCUGUCUUUCAGAAGAGGAUGCAGGCAAGACCUCCAUUCGCACCUCAAGUACUACUUCCCCUCCUCUCAGUGAGGAUGAAUCAGAUAUUGACUCCCUACACAGCUUCCACUACAGUCCUAAGGCGGUAGACAUCCCAUCUGCAGUCCGGCUGGCCAAGAGGCUGAUCUCCCUUGACGGCUUCAAGAAAUCAGAUGUAUCUCGCCAUCUGUCCAAAAACAAUGAAUUCAGUCGGGCAGUUGCAGAAGAAUAUCUGAACUAUUUUGAUUUCCGGGGUGACACCCUGGAUAAAGCCCUUCGGAAAUUCCUUGACAAAUUCUGCCUAACUGGUGAGACGCAAGAGAGAGAGCGUGUGUUAGUCCAUUUCUCCAGGAGAUAUCUUGACUGCAACCCAGGCACUUUCAACUCCCAAGAUGCUGUUCACACCCUCACUUGUGCUUUGAUGCUAUUGAACACCGACUUGCAUGGGCAAAGUGUAGGGCGGAAGAUGACUUGCAAUGAAUUCAUCGACAACCUCGCAGAUUUGAAUGAUGGAGAGAAUUUUCCCAGAGAAGUGCUCAAGUCCCUCUACCAAGCCAUGCGAAGCCAGCCUUUGCAGUGGGCUACAGAUGACGAUGUUGACACUGAAGGCACUGGGACAUCGAAGACAGGCAGUUCAAGUGGUGAUUCUCAGGGCGUAGUUGUUGGGAGUAACCCAUUCUUAUCUCCACCUACGGGCAAUGGCAUUGUCUACAAAAAGGGCUACAUUAUGCGAAAAUGCUGCACAGACCCAAAUGGAAAAAAGACUGCAUUUGGGAAACGAUCAUGGAAGAUGUGGUUCUGCGUUGUUCAAGACUUGGUGUUAUAUCUACACAAAGAUGAACAAGGUGCGAGACGCGGCCCACAGCAUGCUCAGUUAGGGCACAAUGCCAUCCGACUACAUCAUGCUCUUGCAACUAGAGCUCACGAUUAUUCUAAGAAAGAACAUGUAUUCCGAUUACAAACUGCCGAUCAAGCAGAAUAUUUACUACAAACUAGUGAUAGCAAAGAACUCCAAGCCUGGAUAGACACAAUCAACUUAGUGGCAGCUAGCUUGUCUGCCCCACCUCUUCCAGGGGCAGUUGGGUCCCAGCGCAAGUUCCAGCGACCUCUCCUACCUUGCAGCAUCACCAAACUAAACUUGACGGAACAAUUGGAGGACCACACGGAGAGGUUAGCUCAACUAGAACGUGAGUUGGAGGACCACAAGGCUCAUCCACCAGAAAAAACAUCAAGAGCUGCCACUGCUUCUAAUUACCGUGAGAAGGAAGCAUACCUUAAUAGUGAGGUGAAGAGAUAUAGGACAUACGUAUAUCUUCUCCGAUCCCGUUUGACAUCGCAGCAGUCUGGCCAGCAAGGAACAAAUGCUGGAAUAGAUGUUGGAGAUCUGCCAGUGUUUGAAGCCCGGCCAGCAGGGGAGGGGGCAGAAGGGGGGGAACGUGGGGCCCGGGUAGUACCACCACCCAUCCCUGAGCGGGCACGGCCUGGUGACAGGUACAGUUACCAGCAGGCAGUCCACCAUAAUGCCUUUCUCUGACCCACUACUGUGUGCUGUGCUGACUACCACCAACUCACUGAAUUCUCACACCCUCACCACCCCAUCACACCAUACCUCACCCUAGCCUCAUCUGCCUCAUGAUUGUAGGGGCAUCAAGAAAUUGUUUUAAUUCUGCUUUGGCUUAACAGGUCAAUUGCACCUAUUACAGACAAAGAAGGGUUGCCUUGAAAGCAUUCUGGGUAAGCCUUAAACUGCCACUGAUCCUGAAAUAGCAUCCCUCCCCAGCCAGUUCUUACAUUAUUCGCAUGGCUAUCCUAAACAGUUCAUUUUGUAUUCAAUUGUAUAAAUGGCUUUGUUUUCUUCUUCUUCUUUUUAAUAUUCAUUUAAAUGUUUUUAGCAUCUGAUUUUUUCACUGCUCAGAUCCAAACUCAUUGUAUAAAUUUGCUCUUUUGAUUUGAGGUAUGGUGUAGGGCACUGGGGCUGAAGUAUUUGUGUCUUUGGGUGCGUGAAUCUCCAGACUGCCUUAAACCCCUUUUGGGACGGGGGCAGUGUCGGCAAGAGAGCUUUACAGAACAGCGUGAUUGUGUUUUAGCAGUCAUUCUGAGUCAUUCAAGGAGCUCCCCCUCUUGUGUUGUAUAUUUUUGACUUCACUUUCAUUAUUGUUAUUAUUAUUUAUUUUCCUUCUCAUUUGACAGUAAAAGAAAAAAAUGUUUUUUGUGUUCUAAAAUGGGGGCUGUCCUUACUUGAAACAGUGUGAAGGUUUUGUUGUUUUGUUAAAGGUGACCAGUUUUAUGGGUGUGUUCAACGUUGCUUGUAAUAUAUAUGGCAUUGAUAGAAUGAUAAUUCCUUCAAAAUUAGUAUUUGAUUUUUUGAAAUAAAUAAACCAAAGAGCCCUGAAGCAAUCAAGAUAUGGCAGCAUAGAUAAUGUUAAUAUCUAAUUACUUUGUUUUAAUGAUUAUUGUAAUUGUUAUUGUUUAAAAAAAAGGGUAGAUUGCACUUUUUAUAAGGCUCACAAUAAUUAAAAGGCAAUCAAAUUCUUUGGAUAAUGAAACUCUGGUGCUUUGUGAUAUUUUUUUGUGCAGCUAGAUUUUUUCUUCAACUUUAUAGCAUCCGUGACCUGAUUUAAAGAAUGGUAUUCAACUUGAAGCUUUUCUUUCUCUUCUUCCAGAUAUUUAAUUAUCUUCAAUAAUUUUGAGAGUUAUUCUAUAGUAAUUUUAAGGCUCUGUCUGUGUGUGUGUGUGUGUGUGUGUGUGUGUGUGUGUGUGUGUGUGUGUGUGUGUGUGUG